Molecule: messenger RNA, 1406 nt
Organism: Suillus discolor
Lineage: Eukaryota; Fungi; Basidiomycota; Agaricomycetes; Boletales; Suillaceae
Exons: 5
Coding region: 1-1272 (423 amino acids)
Source: RefSeq, a predicted model, not a curated record
AUGAGCGCUAUUACAGGUAGACCAUGUGAUGUUAAUGGUGUAUUCCUCCCCCCUGGCGCUCCACCUCCACCUCCUGAGAAUCUCGCAGCUGAUGACUGGACGCCUUUUCGAAACCGCACAGAAUUUGAAAUGGUGGAGUUCCUUUACAAGCACAAUCAAAUGCCAGCUGGUCAAAUUGACCGGCUACUGGAUCUAUGGGCAUCUACCCUCACGAAGCACAACGACAACCCGCCGUUUGCAGAUCACCGUGAUCUGUACCACGUCAUCGACAGUUCGCCCUUUGGGGAUGUACCAUGGCAACGUUUUACGGUUGCCUAUGAUGGCGAGAGACUUGCAGAUGAGGACAAGCCCUGGAUGGACAGCGAAUAUGAAGUCUGGUUCCACGACCCACAUGAAGUUGCGCGUAAUAUGCUCGCAAAUUCGACUUAUGCUAACGAGAUAGAUUACUGCCCGUAUAGGGAGUAUUCAACUGAGGGCAACAAGCGCCAAUGGAAGGAUUUCAUGUCUGGCGACUGGGUGUGGAAUCAAGCAGACGAAAUCGCGAAAGACCCGAGCACUCUCGGGUCAACAUUUGUCCCUGUCAUCCUUGGCAGCGACAAAACGACAGUUUCAGUCGGAAUGGGUAACAAUGAGUACUACCCGCUCUAUGCUUCCAUUGGGAACAUCCACAAUAACGUUCGAAGAGCGCAUCGCGAUGGUGUGGCCGUCAUUGGGUUCCUGGCAAUGCCGAAAACUACGCAGGAACAUGCUGAAGAACCUUCGUUCCAAAGAUUUCGUCGACAGUUAUUCCAUUUGUCCCUUUCCAAAAUUCUCGAUCCGCUCAAGCCGGGCAUGACGACUCCCGAAGUAACGCGUUUCGGAGAUGGCCACUACCGGCGUGUCAUAUAUGGACUAGGGCCUUACAUAGCGGAUUACGAAGAGCAAGUUUUAUUAGCGUGCAUUGUCCGUAAUUGGUGUCCAAAGUGUGUUGCAAAUUGUGAAGAUCUCGAUGAAGAUGCGCUGCCCCAUAGCCGCGAAUAUACAGAGGCACUCGUUGAAGAAGCUCCCUCAGGAGAUCUUUGGGAAGACUUCGGAAUAGUCGCGCAACUUGUGCCAUUCACAAACGACUUUCCCCGAGCCGAUAUCCAUCAAAUGAUAUCACCAGAUAUCCUCCAUCAACUUAUAAAAGGCGCCUUCAAGGAUCACCUCGUAACAUGGGUCGAGAAGUACCUCCGUCAGACACACAACAAACGGAAGGCACAGAAAAUUAUGGAUGAUAUUGACCGCAGGUGAGCUCAGUUUGUAUUCGGAUUGCGCUUGGUCAGAUAUUACUGACCAAUCAACGGCUCGACAAACUUUCAGCACUGCGAGUCGACUUCAUGCGUCGGGGGAUGCUCACUGGCACUUGUCUCUCAGCAGUCAAUGCC